GUGACGUCUUCACGGCCGUAAAAUGUAAAUAAUGAAUACCUUCAUAACCUGAUAACAUACCUACCUACCUCUAUCUAUCGCAGUAAAUCCAGCAGCCACCUUAAAAUCAUUCAUUAAUUAGAUAUGGAACUGGUACCUUGUUACGGGUGUCUAUCUUAUCUCGCCACUACAAAUUCGAAGCCUCAUUAUUAAGACGCGCCGAACCGAGGAACAAGAAAUGUUUGCCUUAUCGAAACCCAUCCCUCCAUUAUAUACCGUCUAUAUAUUACGUUCAACCGUCCGCAAUGCCUCGUUAUAUAUUGGCUCAACGCCUAAUCCGCCACGGCGGCUGAAGCAGCACAACGGUGAGGUCAAAGGUGGCGCUGCACGCACAUCGAGGAGCAAGCUGAGGCCGUGGGAGAUGGUCGGCCUCGUAUCAGGAUUCCCUGGAAUGGUGGCUGCCUUAAAAUUUGAGUGGGCUCUUACCAAUCCCCACGUAUCACUACAUAUUCCAUCUACAUCUCGGAUAUCUACCGCAGCGGGAAGGAAGCGGAAUGGCCGCCCUAGACGUCCACGGCAUACCCUAACAUCUAUACUAUCGAACCUGCAUCUUCUCCUACGUGUUCCUAGUUUCUCAAGAUGGCCUCUAAAUUUACACUUCUUCGCGCCUGAAGUUCACGAAGCUUGGAAUAAAUGGUGUGAUACGGUAGAUGAGCCUCUUCGGGAUACGAUCCGGGUGUUGACCGAUUUCAACCCGGGGGGAACUAGUCAGAGAGAUAGCGAGAGUUCUGAUACCGAGAAUGAGGUAGAGCGACUUUGGGGCAUCCAUGCUUUGCCACUCGACUACGCCCCGAUGAGGACUUAUGUAACGAAGACACAGUCCAUCUAUGACUUUGAGAGGGAAGGUGACUGCAUAGUCUGCAAAGAGCACCUUGAGCCGGGCAAGGGUCUCUAUGCAACCUGCCCAAAUACUGAUUGUGAGGGCACCGGGCAUAUAUCAUGCUGGAGUAGACACCUGCUUGGAAAAGAGGCCGACGAGGAGAUCAUACCUAUAUCUGGACGCUGUCCAAAGUGUAAAGGCGAAGUGGUGUGGGUUGAUCUCAUGAAGGAGAUGAGCUUGAGGAUAAGAGGGGUUAAGGAGGUUGAGAAGCUGCUUAAGAAACCUAGAAAGCGAAAGACACGAGCUGAAUCUAAUAUAUAAAAUUGUAGUCCAUUUGUUUAUUCCGUCGUUAUAUUCGUAUCCUAUUUAAUAUGAGCAAUACUAAACCCGAGCGUGUACGACGCAAAAAGAUACCUCAAAUGGUAGGCAAGGUAGG
This is a messenger RNA of Daldinia vernicosa, 1295 nucleotides long. RefSeq lists its product as uncharacterized. The coding region runs from base 218 to 1180 and encodes 320 amino acids. The record is from RefSeq and is a predicted model, not a curated record. Gene Ontology annotation, molecular function: crossover junction DNA endonuclease activity; 5'-flap endonuclease activity. Gene Ontology annotation, biological process: double-strand break repair via homologous recombination. Gene Ontology annotation, cellular component: Slx1-Slx4 complex. NCBI's taxonomy places the organism in Eukaryota, Fungi, Ascomycota, Sordariomycetes, Xylariales, Hypoxylaceae. The transcript has 2 exons.